Linnemannia hyalina is the source of this 444-nucleotide messenger RNA. The record is from the annotation of a GenBank genome assembly. NCBI's taxonomy places the organism in Eukaryota, Fungi, Mortierellomycota, Mortierellomycetes, Mortierellales, Mortierellaceae.
AUGCAACAGGCAAACCACAACCGCUUCCACAGCCACAACUACCCUCACGACACCAACAUCAACCCUGAACCAACCAGUCAACAUCACCGCAGUAACAACAGCGAUGUCUUCAUGCUCGAUAUGAUCGAGUCUUACCCCGAUCCCAACGAGCAGUUCUCGUCCAUGACAUCCUUCACCGAGGAAGACGCCUCUUCUCAAUACCAACUUCACAGCAACAAGAUCUGUGUCACCAAGAACACUUGCCCUCCGGACCUUUCAACCAAUGACGACCCCUCUUCGGAUUCCUCGACCUUUUCUUGGCUCAAUUGUGAAUGGCUGACCACCGAUCCCUACCACUAUCCUUUCCUUCGGCGAGUUUUUUCCUUCCUCGAAUGGCUCGUCCUCAAGAUCGUCGCGCCCUGUCUCCGUCAUCGACGUGAGAACCACAACCCAAUUCAUCUCUAA